AGUAUCUUGUUUUUUUUAAAAACCUGUUCCUUCCAAAGUUGCCUGCCAUGCCAACUGUCAUUAGCGCAACUGUAGCCCCAAGGACAGGGGCUGAGCCCAGGUCCCCAGGGCUGCUUCCCCACCCAGCCCAGGGCAACACCACUGAGGCUGCGGGCGGAAACUCAAAUGGCAUCUAUUCAGCCAUCAUCAGCCGCAACUUUCCUAUUAUCGGAGUAAAAGAGAAGACAUUUGAGCAGCUGCACAAGAAAUGUCUAGAAAAGAAGGUUCUUUAUCUGGAUCCUGAGUUCCCACCGGAUGAGACUUCUCUCUUUUAUAGUCAGAAGUUCCCCAUCCAGUUCGUCUGGAAGAGACCUCCGGAGAUUUGUGAGAAUCCCCGAUUUAUCAUUGGUGGAGCCAACAGAACCGACAUCUGCCAAGGAGAGCUAGGGGACUGCUGGUUUCUCGCAGCUAUCGCCUGCCUGACUCUGAAUGAGCGGCUGCUUUUCAGAGUCAUACCCCACGAUCAGACUUUCACUGAAAACUACGCGGGGAUCUUCCACUUCCAGUUCUGGCGCUAUGGAGACUGGGUGGACGUGGUUAUUGAUGACUGUCUGCCGACUUAUAACAAUCAACUGGUUUUCACCAAAUCCAACCACCGCAACGAGUUCUGGAGUGCUCUGCUGGAGAAGGCCUAUGCUAAGCUGCACGGCUCCUAUGAAGCCCUGAAAGGUGGAAAUACCACAGAGGCCAUGGAGGACUUCACAGGAGGGGUGACGGAGUUUUUUGAUAUCAAGGAUGCUCCCAGAGAGAUGUACAAGAUCAUGAAGAAAGCCAUCGAGAGAGGUUCCCUUAUGGGCUGCUCCAUUGAUGAUGGGACGAAUAUGACCUAUGGAACCUCUCCUUCUGGUCUGAACAUGGGGGAGUUGAUUGCACGGAUGGUGAGGAAUAUGGAUAACUCGCGGCUCAGGGACUCAGUCCCCGACCCCAGAGGCUCAGAGGACAGACCAACCCGGACAAUUGUGCCGGUUCAGUAUGAGACAAGAAUGGCCUGUGGGCUGGUCAAAGGUCAUGCCUACUCGGUCACUGGGCUGGAGGAGACCCCGUUCAAGGACGAGACAGUGAAGCUGGUACGGCUGCGGAACCCUUGGGGCCAGGUGGAGUGGAACGGCUCCUGGAGUGAUGGUUGGAAGGACUGGAUUUUUGUGGACAAAGAUGAGAAGGCUCGUCUGCAGCACCAAGUCACAGAGGAUGGAGAGUUCUGGAUGUCAUAUGAUGAUUUCAUCUACCAUUUCACGAAGCUGGAGAUCUGCAACCUCACUGCCGAUGCUCUGGUGUCUGACAAGCUUCAGACCUGGACGGUGUCUGUGAACGAGGGCCGCUGGGUGAGGGGCUGCUCUGCAGGAGGCUGCCGCAACUUCCCAGACACUUUCUGGACUAACCCGCAGUACCGCCUGAAGCUCCUGGAGGAGGACGAUGACCCCGACGACUCUGACGUGGUCUGCAGCUUCCUGGUGGCCCUGAUGCAGAAGAACCGGCGGAAGAACCGGAAGCUGGGAGCCAACCUCUUCACCAUCGGCUUCGCCAUCUAUGAGGUUCCCAAAGAGAUGCACGGGAACAAGCAGCACCUGCAGAAGGACUUCUUCCUGUACAAUGCCUCCAAGGCCAGGAGCAAAACCUAUAUCAACAUGCGGGAAGUGUCUGAGCGCUUCCGCCUGCCUCCCAGCGAGUACGUCAUCGUGCCCUCCACCUAUGAGCCCCACCAGGAGGGGGAGUUCAUCCUCCGGGUCUUCUCUGAAAAGAGGAAUCUCUCUGAGAAGGUUGAAAAUACGAUCUCCGUGGAUCGGCCACUGAAAAAGAAAAAAAACAAGCCUAUCAUCUUCGUUUCGGACAGAGCAAACAGCAACAAGGAGCUGGGUGUGGACCAGGAGGAGGGCAAAGACAUAACAAGCCCUGAUAAACAAGAAAAAUCCCCACAGCCGCAGCCCAGCAACACUGACCAGGAAAGUGAGGAACAGCAACAAUUCCGGAACAUUUUCAAGCAGAUAGCAGGCGAUGACAUGGAGAUCAGUGCAGAUGAGCUCAAGAACGUCCUUAACACAGUUGUGAACAAACAUAAGGACCUGAAGACACAAGGGUUCACGCUGGAGUCCUGCCGUAGCAUGAUCGCUCUCAUGGAUACAGAUGGCUCUGGGAGACUGAACCUGCAAGAGUUCCAUCACCUCUGGGAGAAGAUUAAGGCCUGGCAGAAAAUUUUCAAACACUACGACGCUGACCACUCUGGCACCAUCAACAGCUAUGAAAUGCGAAAUGCAGUCAAUGAUGCAGGAUUCCACCUCAACAUCCAGCUCUACGACAUCAUUACCAUGCGGUAUGCAGACAAAUACAUGAACAUUGACUUCGACAGUUUCAUCUGCUGCUUUGUCAGGCUGGAGGGCAUGUUCAGGGCCUUCCAUGCAUUUGACAAGGAUGGAGAUGGUAUCAUCAAACUCAACGUUCUAGAGUGGCUGCAGCUCACCAUGUAUGCCUGAAACAGGCCGGCCUCACCAAUACCACUAGAGUCAUAUACCACAAAGGACUCUGAAGCUGAAUCCCCAACAGCCCUCCUUGUUCCUUGUUCCUCCUCCACUUCACUCCCCACUUGGCCUCAGAGCAUCUGUUGAACUUUCAGGCCUAGCCUGACCCUUUAGUUAAAGAAGAGGUAGGAAGAACAACUUUGUCCCUCUGUCACGUGGAGGCAAGUGCUUCUAUCUGUCUCAGCUAGUUGUAGCUCGGCUGAGAGGUUUACUCUGAAUCUGAGUUGACUCAGCUCCGAAGCAAAUGCAUGAGUUUUGACCUCUCUCCUUAGCUUGCCUUCGGCUGUGUGCAUUCCUUGGGCUGGAGGCCUCUGUCACCUUUAUGCUCUCCCGCCCAUGGGAUAGUAGCCAAACUAGCUCCCGGUUCUGGCUCAUUGUUUCCGGAUGGGCCUGCUCUGAGGUAAACUAGCUCAGUGGAACAGGACUGGAUACUUUGGGUUGUCUAACUUAUAAGUUUGGCUGCAUUCUGAAAAAAAGUUGAUCUCAAUUAAUAAAGGAAUGUGUAUGGCUA
Choloepus didactylus (southern two-toed sloth) is the source of this 3063-nucleotide messenger RNA. RefSeq names its product calpain 3 (gene CAPN3). The transcript is spliced from 24 exons. Gene Ontology annotation, biological process: proteolysis; negative regulation of apoptotic process. The record is from RefSeq and is a predicted model, not a curated record. Gene Ontology annotation, molecular function: calcium-dependent cysteine-type endopeptidase activity; calcium ion binding. NCBI's taxonomy places the organism in Eukaryota, Metazoa, Chordata, Mammalia, Pilosa, Megalonychidae. Gene Ontology annotation, cellular component: cytoplasm. Bases 48 to 2507 code for a protein of 819 amino acids.